CGGGGACAUGGACACUAUCCACGACACCUGCGAUGGUGAAUUGGUGCGAACCGCACGGAAAGUCGAGCGCGAAGUGCACCAGGAGGACGUGUUGUCGAGAAUACUUUGCGAGGGGGUUCAUGACAUCAGGGUAUCAUGGCGCGCCAAGCAUUUCAGUGGACAUGCAGAGAGGAGCAGAGAUGGAGCCGCACACACGAGUGUUCCCCACCAGUCUGUGAGGAUGAAGAUACUGACAGACAUCUUAUAAUUUGGAGGACUUGUUGAGGACAAUGUUGAGAUUCAUCGUCCAUGUGUGGAUGUUAUGGAUGCUUUAUGCAGGUGCUUUCUCCGCUGAAGACGUCGAUGCAUGUGAACGGCAGCCAUGCCAAAAUGGCGGCUUAUGCGAGAGCCACAAUGGAGGGUUCAGAUGCCUUUGCUCCCAGAAGAGCCAAAAUGGGCGCCUGUAUGGGGGAGAGACCUGCACAACUGCACUUUCAGGCUGUGACGGGAACCAGUGCGAGAAUGGAGGAAUAUGCUCUCCCUUACUUAUCAACGAUCAGCACACUUAUAAAUGCAUCUGCCUUGCUGGCUUCAUAGGCCCUACAUGCCACACUCCCACUGUCUUCUCAUUUGAGUCCCCGGGCUACAUGUACAUAGAGACUCAGCUUCUUGAACCAGAGGCUGCUCUUAAUGUUACCCUCAGCUUCAGAUCGGCACGACCCGUCGGCACCCUCUUGCAGCGCAGAGUGGACGACCUGCUCCUCAGCAUUGAGCUGAUGGAUGGGCAUCUCUGCCUCCGCAGCCUGAGAGGUCAGGGCUCCAGCACGCUGGUUCAGGAGCUGCCAGAGUACUUGUCCGACAACCAGUGGCACACGGUGGAAGUGUCGCUGGGCGGUGUGGUCAGCCUCAUCAGGCUGCUUUGCACCGAAGGAAGCUGCAUCAGAGACUCCAGCGAUGAAGUCCAGCUGCUCGAGCGAGCCUCUGCUCUCCCCAAGCCGGGAACAGUGCGUCAAAGCCUCUUCAUAGGGGCCUUGGAAGGGGGCGACGGGGACCGCCCUCGUGCUUUUUUGGGCUGCUUCAGAGAUGUGUUUGUGGACUCACAUCUGGUGCUGCCUGUUGUAGAAGAGUCAGACGCCCAGGCGAACAUCACUGCAGGGUGCAGCGACAAGGACAUGUGCGAUGACAGUCCGUGUCAGAACCGAGGGCGCUGCGUGAGCCAGGGCUGGAGGAGCUACAUGUGUGAGUGCCACAGGCCUCAUGAGGGAAGCAACUGUGAAGAGGAGUAUAUCACUGCGAGAUUUGGGAGCAAAGACUCUGAGAGUUUUGCUGUCUUCUCAUUGGAUGAUGAGCCAGGUGACACAGCGACUAUAUCCAUGUUCAUUCGCACCAGACAGUCCAGCGGGCUGCUCCUCAUCAUGGCCAACAGCACCAGCCAGUAUCUGCGCCUGUUGCUGGAAGAGGGCAGGGUCAAAGUUCAGGUCAACAACUUUGAGACCCUCCUCGGCCGGGCUGUGCUCAAUGACGGCCAUUUCCAUCUGGUGACUGUGAAGCUGGAUGCAACGGAAGCCGUCUUGUUCCAGUCGGCUCAGAACCAGGGCUCCAUGCACAUCAGGCCCGUCCAGGCCCACCCCGGGGAUCUGGUUUACGUUGGGGGGCUGCCAGACUCGAGGGCCUCUGCCUCGUUUGGCGGCUACUUCAAGGGAUGUGUCCAGGAUCUGAGGAUUAACAGCAAGCGGCUGCAGUUCUACCCCAUCGCAACUCCAGUGGAAUCACACCGCCUGGAGCAACUCGUCAACAUUGCAGAGGGAUGCAGCAGUGACAACGUCUGUGCUGUCAACCCCUGUCUCAACGGUGGAGUGUGUUACUCCAUGUGGGAUGAUUUCAUCUGCAACUGCCCCCCCAACACGGCAGGGAGGCGCUGUGAGGAGGUGAAAUGGUGCGAGCUGUCUCCCUGCCCCGCCACUGCUGUUUGUCAACCCCGCCCACAGGGCUUUGAGUGUUUGUCAAACGUCACGUUUCGGGUUGAGAGUGGCGUUCUGCUCUACCGCAGCAAUGGGAAGAUUAAACGCCGUCUCAGCAGUGUCUCCUUCAGCUUCCGCUCGAGACAGGCGGCCGCCACCUUACUUCAUGCACAAAAGGACUCAGACCACCUCACUGUCUCCCUCAUGGACUCUCAUUUGGUCAUUGAGCUCCAGGCUGGGGCUAGCAAGGAUUCCCACCAGAUGACACUUGAGAGCAAGGGUCCAGUCAGUGAUGGAGAGUGGCAUACUGUGGAGCUCAGCAUGGAGAACCAGACACUCCCCACCUCCAGGUGGAUCAUGGCUGUGGAUGGGGGCACUGAGGAGCUGAGCACGUCCAAAACUGCUGCGGGAGACCUGGAAUUUCUCAGGGAGGGAGCAGACAUCUCCCUUGGGGGGCUGAGCCUGGACGCUGGAGGGAAGCUGUCUGGCUGUUUGGGGCCGGUGGAGAUCGGAGGCCUCCCUCUUCCUUUCCAUCGCGACACGGAGUUAAACCUCCCCCGACCUCAGGAGGAGCAGUUUGUGAGGACAGACAACGAAGCCAGCCCACAAUACGGCUGCUACGGAGCCAGCGUGUGCGCGCCCGACCCCUGUCAGAACGAGGGUGUGUGUGAGGACCUGUUCGACCUGCACCACUGCACUUGUCCCCCCGAGUGGACUGGGCCACUUUGUCAAGAGCCAACAAACGCCUGCAUCUCCAGCCCCUGCAUCUACGGAAUCUGCGUCAACCUGCCGGAGGGUUUCAGAUGUGCGUGUGAGCUGGGUUACAGUGGUGAACACUGUGAGGUGGAAGCUGACAUGUGUGAAAACAGCAACUGCAGCAACGGCGCCACGUGCCUCAAAGGUUUCAAGAGCUACGGGUGCCUCUGCCCCCAGAACCUGACAGGCCCAUACUGCGAUGAGAGAAUUCCUGAAAUCCCAUGGUACAUUGAGAUCAACCCGCUUCCUCAGUUGCCUGUAUCUACAUGCAUGGGUACAAGAUGGAACUACAGCUGCUUUAAUGGAGGGAACUGCUCCGAAGCAAACAACACCUGUUUCUGUCUGCCAGGCUUCACAGGACAGUGGUGUGAGAAGGAUGUGGAUGAAUGUGCCUCGGACCCGUGUAUGAACGGAGGCUUCUGUGUCAACUACGUGAACAGUUUUGAGUGUGUGUGUGAUAUGAAUUACUCGGGGAUACACUGCCAAAUGGACGUCAGCGACUUCUACCUGUACCUCUUCUUGGGCGUGUGGCAGAACCUCUUCCAGCUGGUGUCCUACCUCGUGAUACGCUUCGACGAUGAGCCAGAAAUCGAGUGGGGAUUCCACGUCAACGAUUAGGUCUCUCCUCGUCUGUUAUGGUCCCUUGAUUUAAAUUGCUCAAGGUGGAGGGUCACAUCGGAUCUCAUAUGAAUUCAUCUAGCAAAUUUAGUGCUCAGGUCUGAUGUAAUAUUUAAUCAUUAAAGGUGCAAUAUGUUGCAACAUUCUAAAAUUGACUAAGAUUUUUGGAAGAACGGUAAAGAAAUAAUCUUUUUUAAAUUAUGUCAGACAUCUGUUACGUUGCAGAUACAUCUGUUGAAGUUAACAUGCUAUCCAGCCAGCCCUUAUCAACUUUGUAGGGUGACAGACUGAUACAAACACAAACACUCAGGCAGAGUCUGCUAAUACCACCACUGGCUCAAUGUCUGACUGAACUAACUAGCUGAGGGCAGCUAGUUAGCAGCGGUUUGUGGUGAUAUGUUGCCCCUUUUGUUUAGAGUAUGAGUUUGACAGGUGGCAAUUCUUGCAUAAUGCACCUUUAA
Messenger RNA from Acanthopagrus latus (yellowfin seabream), 3775 nucleotides. RefSeq names its product protein crumbs homolog 1-like. Gene Ontology annotation, cellular component: protein-containing complex; plasma membrane. The coding region runs from base 270 to 3314 and encodes 1014 amino acids. NCBI's taxonomy places the organism in Eukaryota, Metazoa, Chordata, Actinopteri, Spariformes, Sparidae. The transcript has 9 exons. Gene Ontology annotation, molecular function: calcium ion binding. Gene Ontology annotation, biological process: establishment or maintenance of epithelial cell apical/basal polarity; heterophilic cell-cell adhesion. The record is from RefSeq and is a predicted model, not a curated record.